Anopheles cruzii is the source of this 2124-nucleotide messenger RNA. RefSeq names its product calphotin-like. Bases 1 to 2124 code for a protein of 707 amino acids. The record is from RefSeq and is a predicted model, not a curated record. NCBI's taxonomy places the organism in Eukaryota, Metazoa, Arthropoda, Insecta, Diptera, Culicidae. The transcript has a single exon.
AUGCGGCAACUGUUGCUGAUCUGUGCGCUGGCCUGUGCGGCGGCCGGCGGUGUGUUCGGUGCGUCGUUAACGCGGACCGGCCGUGAGGAGACGGUCCCGCUGGUGGCCGCGCCCGCCGACACGCAGCUGAAGGCCGACGCCGAGAUUCCGGUGGCCGUCGCCGAGGAGAAGGUGCUCGCGGUGGAGCCGGCGCAAGCCGUCCUGGCGGAGCCGGUGCAGGCGGCCGAACCCGUUGCCACUGUCUUGGCCGUCGAAGCUCUGGCCGAUCCGGCCGUCCCCGAGAGCGAGGUGGUGCGCGCCGUCGAGCAGGCGGUGGUGGCCGCCGAACAGCCCGCCGCCCAGCUGAAGGCCGUCGCCGUGGCCGAGGAGCCCGUGGCCGUCCUAUUGGAGAGCGAACAGAAGCCAGCCGAACCCGCCGUCGCAGUGGUUGCCGUUGCCGAGAGUUUGCCCGCCGCCGUCGAGUCGCUGCGCAGCGUGGAGCCGGCGCAGGAGGUGGCCGAACCCGUGGCCGUCGUCGCCGUCGUCCCACAGGAAGCCCAGGAAGCGGCCGUGGCCGUGAGCGAGGUAGAGCCGGUUGAAGCACUGCGUAGCGUCGAGUUGCCGGUCGCAGCCACGCCAGUCGAGGAAGCCCAACCCGUGGCCGCCGCCGCCGUCGUUGCCGUGCCCGCCGUUAAGACCGUCCCAGAGGUGCUGCUGGAAGUGAAGGCGACCGAAGAGAGUGCUGCCCCAGCGGAUGUGCCCGCCGUGAAGGACGUUGAGGUGGCGCCCGUCGAGUCGCUGAAGUCGGUCGAACCGGUCGUCGAAGUGGCCGAGCCCGUCGCCGUCGUGGUCGAGUCGCUGGCGACGAAGGAGGAGGAGGAACCGAAAAAAGAGGUAACCCUGGCCCAGGUAAAGUCCGUGCUUCCGGUCGAGGAGAAGGAACCCGUAGCGCUCGCUCAGGAACCCCUAGCCGCCGCCGCCGCCGCUGUUUUGCCCACCGAGCCGGAGCAGGUCGCUCCGGUUGAGUCGCUCCGGUCCGCCCUUCCCGAGCCAGUCCCGGCCGUCAAGUCCGAACCCGCCGUCGUUGCCGCCGAGAAGGUCGAAGAGAAGGUGCUCGCCGAGGUCACGAAGCCCGCCGUGGCCGAGGAGAAAGUGGUGCCGGCUGUCGAAUCGUUCCGAUCCGUUGCUCCGGUGGUUCCGGUUGAGGAGCCGGUCGCGCUGGCGGUGGCCGAGAAGGUAGCGGAGGCCCCGGCGGUAGCCGAGGUCGAGAAGGUCGUGCCGGCGGUGGAAUCGCUCCGUCAGGCCGCACCCGUCGAAGCCGUCAACGAGCCGGCCGUCGUCGUCGCUGCCGUCGCAACCGAGGAGAAGGAAGAGAAGAAGACUGAGGACGUGGUGGUGCCCGUCGUCAAGAGUGUCCCGGCCGUUCCGGAACCGGUGGCCGAGACCGUCGAGAAGCUGGAAGCGCCGGAGAAGGUGGCUGCCGAGGAAGUGGCCGCGGUGGCCGGACCAGCGCUGAAGUCGGUGGUGCCAAUCGCCGAGGACCUGGCGCCCGUCAAGGAGGUGGAGGCCGAGCCACACCAGGCGCUGCGCGGAAACGAGGUACGCCAGGAGCCGGCCAGCUCCUCGACCACCACCCGUCCCAAUCUUCUCCAGCAGAUCAUUCAACCCGUCAACAACUUCAUCCAAGGUACACCCCUCGGCCAGGUCCUGAAUCGUCCGUCGAGCGCCCCAGCCGCCGCCGCCGCGGCCGCUCCGGCCGCUGAAGCCGGAGCCGAACCCGCCCAGGACGAACCGGCCGCCGCCACCACCGCCGCCCCCAAUCUUGUCCAGCAGCUCGCCCAGAACGUGCAGAACUUUUUCAACCCGAACGCCGCCAGCGCCAACGCCGCCGCCGCCGAGGCCGAGUCGACCACCCGGCCCAACAUCAUCCAGCAGGUCCAGAACGCGGUCGGGUCGGUCUUCAACCGGCCGGCCACCAACUCCGAGCAGCAGCAGCCGCAGCCGCUCAAUCCGAUCCAGAACAUCGUCCAGGGCGUCCAGAACCUCUUCCGGCCAAGCACGGCCAGCCCGGCCACCCAGUCGGAGGGUGCCACCGCCGCGCCCGCCAGCGACACCGGCGUCCAGCAGGAAGCCGAGUCCGCCUAA